Messenger RNA from Misgurnus anguillicaudatus (oriental weatherfish), 1697 nucleotides. The record is from RefSeq and is a predicted model, not a curated record. NCBI's taxonomy places the organism in Eukaryota, Metazoa, Chordata, Actinopteri, Cypriniformes, Cobitidae.
AAUAAAAUCAAUUAUUACAAUAAGGAAAGACACUGAUUAUGCAAUAUACAGGCCUCGUGCAGAUUUGCAACCCAGUAUUUUGUUCAUUUCGAGCUGACAGCAUUGUCGUUGGGUGCUAUAUGACAGCCAUUCAUUAAUUUGACGUACACACCCCACAUAAAGAAAGACUGACUGAACACACCCUGAAUUCCAAGUCACACGAGACAACCGUGAAUAGGAGUGAGAAAAGCACGUUACCUCCGCGGUGUGAAAUGUGUUUGCUGCAGAAAGCCGCUUUCUUUCUCCGGUGAAGCAGAGACGGACACUUCAGCAAUAACGCGGAGGUGUUAUCAAAGAAGGAGGAACCCGAUUAUUGUAUAAAUGUCGACAGCACUUGCAACAGCUCUUCAAGAAUGGGAUAUUCGGGAGAAAGAACUGCAGCAGAUUCAGGAGACUCAUCGCCUUUACAUACAGAAGUUAGAUGAAGUCUCUAAACUUCAAAAGAACUUUGCUGCCUCCAUCGCUCGACAGAGGAAAAAUAUAAAGGACUUAUCCAAGACAUUGAAGAAAGUCAGUAAAGGUCUGACAGAAGAGGAGAAGAAUGCUGUGGAGAAGGUCAAAAGUCAAAUUCAGGAUAUGCCGACCAUUUUAAAUCAAAUGGAAGCAUUUCUUCCAAAGGAAAAUGGGCUCUAUCUUAGCCUUGUCCUUGGAAACGUGAAUGUCAACCUCCUGAGCAAAGAAUCCAAAGCUGAGUACAAAGAUGAGUAUGAAAAGUUCAAACUAUGUGUGACCUUGAUUAUGUUCCUGUUGACCUUCUUGUGUCGCUUCUUCAUUAACUACAGAGUUGUGGAUGCGCUUUUGAACUUCGUGUUGGUGUGGUACUAUUGCACCCUAACAAUUCGUGAGAGCAUACUCAUCAGCAAUGGCUCCAGGAUUAAGGGCUGGUGGGUUUUCCAUCACUAUAUUUCCACCUUUCUGUCUGGGGUUAUGUUGACCUGGCCUGAUGGUGAAAUGUAUCAGUCAUACAGGAACCAGUUCCUGGCCUAUUCUUUGUAUCAGAGCUUUGUGCAGCUUCUUCAGUACUACUAUCAAAGUGGAUGUCUCUACAGACUUAAAGCACUAGGAGAAAGACACAAUUUAGAUCUAACUGUCGAGGGAUUUCAGUCAUGGAUGUGGCGUGGAUUGACCUUUCUCCUUCCGUUUCUCUUCCUGGGUCAAUUUUGGCAGUUUUGGAAUAGUAUAACUCUCUUUAGAAUGGCUCAGCUCCCGGAGUGUAAGGAGUGGCAGGUGUCCAUGUGUGGGUUUUGCUUUCUGGUUCUGUUUACUGGAAACUUUUUAACCACUCUUGCAGUUGUUCGUCACAAGCUCAAGAAUGAUGAGAAGAUCAAGAGGCUGUGAUUUUUUUUCACUAUUUUUUAAGCAAAGAAUGUAGAUUCAGCCUAAAAUGCAUCUUACGGUACAUCAUAAACUGGCUUUCAUAGUUCCAUUAUUUCAUAUACCAACAUGUGUUUUUAUUUUAGUUCAGUUUAGUUCAUUAAGUUGUAAUUGUAUUGUGCUAUAAGUCAUAUUUCUAAAUAUUAUUGAAUAAAAGUUGUAAUUGCAUUUUUAAAAAGUAAUAAGAUAAAAUUAUUAUUUUAUACAAUAAUGUUAUUUACAUAGAUUUAACAAAAUACAAAUUAUAAAAACAAUGUAUGAACCCUUUUCAUAAAUUCAUUAUA